This is a messenger RNA of Aspergillus sclerotioniger CBS 115572, 1063 nucleotides long. RefSeq names its product F-box protein. Gene Ontology annotation, molecular function: protein binding. The record is from RefSeq and is a predicted model, not a curated record. The coding region runs from base 28 to 828 and encodes 266 amino acids. Lineage: Eukaryota; Fungi; Ascomycota; Eurotiomycetes; Eurotiales; Aspergillaceae. The transcript has 2 exons.
AUUUGGAAAACCCCUUCACAUCUCAUCAUGCACACCAUCCCUACAGAAAUCCUUAUCCGAAUAUACGGGGACCUCCCUGUUCCAGACGUGCUCCACUUAUCCGCGACUUGUCAUCGACUCCGCCAGGUCUUGGAUGAACAUACGCCUACUAUCUAUAAACGUCUACGCCGACAGAUCAAAUGUGAACGACAUGCGAGAGCCGUACUGGCAGAUCAAGGGAUUCUGCCGCUUAAUUCCCCUUCAGUGACUAUCCGGCACCUUCUACAAUUACAACGGAACUUCCGCGUCGUAGAGAAGGCGAUCGUUGUAUUUGAUCGGGAGGUCACAGCGAACAUCCACAUUUCCAACCCGAGUUUCAACAACAAAUUCUACGGAGGAAAACCCCGUCCAUUACAUCUAACCCCAACAGAACGUCAUCGGUUCAUCCGGAGCUACUACCAAGUCUGGAGUCUUCUACUCCUCGAUCGACCAUCUCGAGAACACCGACUCCGAACUACCCUCCUGAAGGAUCUAUAUCUGAUCUACGAGAUGUGCGAUUUCUGGGAGCCGUUUGAUGACGAAAUGGAUUUCCCCUCCCUUGAUGAGAAACGAAGUGAACUCAUUGAUCAAGUGUUCGACUAUUCCCGGUAUCUCUACUACCAUAUUCAUGAACAAGACUAUAUGGGUAUUUCGGGGGCGGAUGUUGAGUUGCAGACCCGAGGCCAUGCGGCUAUUUGGGACCAUUGCCAGCCGGAUUUUAAGAGGAUUGUUUGUUGGGAGUGGUGCGAUCCAGACAAGAAGCCGGUGAGGGAGGAAGAGGUGUGGGAGAAUACGACGGAUGAGGAAUGAGUUUAUCCUUUUACAUUAUGUAUCUAGCUGUAUGUACUAGUAGUACCGGGAUGAGAUAUAACUUCACUCGUGGCCUGGGGCCUGUGCUUAUCCGUCUGUUUCAGCCGCUGAUCUUGUUUUCUUAUAUUCUCGGGCUAUACGGUUACUCGGAUACAGUCAUACUUACAUAGUAUCUUACAUAGCGAAGUGGAGGGCUGAUGACCGAUGUCCUGUGUCAGGCUACAUCACGUGCUGG